AUGGGGAUUAUCAGGGGUAGUGUUCAGGGGGAAACUUCAUUGGGGUCAAAGAAUUUGGGUGAUGAUGUUACUCCAAAAGGUGAUAGAGGAAGUGAGACAGGACUUGGAAAUAAGUCCAAUCCUGGACUAAAGGAGAAUCCACCAGAUGGUAGUGGGGAAGGAGCAGGGAAAAAAGGGUUCUCAGCUCUUAUUAAGGAUAUGGUUUUCCAGAACAAAAUCCAAGUUCUGGUACUGUUGGAAACAAGGAUCAGUGGCAGUAAAGCUGAUAGGGUUGUUAGAAGCCUAGGUUUUGAUAAUUUCUUCAUACGUGAAGCUGUAGGAUUUUCAGGGGGAAUCUGGAUUCUUUGGAAUAAAAGCAUGACUAGUAUUAGUAUCUUGGAGGAAGAUCACCAGUUCGUGCAUUCAAAAAUAACCUGGUUAAAUUCGGGAAUUGAAGAAUAUUUUACUUUCAUUUAUGGAAGUCCUAGAAGACCUAAGAGGAGAGUCCUUUGGGAAGGUUUGAGGAAUAUAGCAGCUACUGUUGAAGGGAAGUGGGCGGCUAUGGGAGAUUUUAAUGCCUAUAUGCAAGAGGGGGAGAAACAAGGUGGUGCUAUUGUUAAUAGGGAGAGUGUCCAAGACUUUGUUACUUUCCUGAGUGAAUGUGGCCUAUCUGAUCCUGGGUUCUCUGGACCGAAGUUUACUUGGAAGAGAGGAGCCUUCCAGGAAAGAUUAGACAGGUUGGUGGGGAAUGAAGAGUGGUUUCAGGGGUUCCCUAAUAGGUCUAUCUUCCACCUACAUUUCCAUGGGUCGGAUCAUAGGCCUAUUGUCCUAAGAAAUGAGAGUAAGAAGGGGGAUCUUAGAGGCAUAAAACCUUUUAGAUUUCUAGCUGCUUGGGUGAUAAAUGACAGCUUUGGUGAAGAGGUGGAUAAUUGCUGGGAAAAUGAGACUAGUUGGAUUCGGGCCAAAGAUAAAUUCCAGAGGGAUGCAUCUGCUUGGCACCAUAAUAUUUUCAAGAUAGAGAAGAAAAGAAAGUUCAAACUUCAAAGAAGAAUUAAGGGGGUGGACUCUCAACUCAGUAGGGGCCUUGAUGAGGCUUUGGAAAGGCUUCAUAAGGAUCUUUGGUUUGAAUUGAAUACCAUAUAUAUCCAUGAAGAACUUUCAUGGUUCCAGAGGUCAAGGAGUAAUUGGUUGGCCUUUGGUGACAGGAACUCCAAGUUAUUUCAUGCGGCUACAGUGGCUCGAACCAGGAAGAAUAAGAUUGGAGAUCUGAAAAAAAAAUGA
This is a messenger RNA of Gastrolobium bilobum, 1260 nucleotides long. RefSeq lists its product as uncharacterized. The coding region runs from base 1 to 1260 and encodes 419 amino acids. NCBI's taxonomy places the organism in Eukaryota, Viridiplantae, Streptophyta, Magnoliopsida, Fabales, Fabaceae. The transcript is spliced from 2 exons. Gene Ontology annotation, molecular function: catalytic activity. The record is from RefSeq and is a predicted model, not a curated record.